Pediculus humanus corporis (human body louse) is the source of this 486-nucleotide messenger RNA. RefSeq lists its product as uncharacterized. The coding region runs from base 1 to 486 and encodes 161 amino acids. Lineage: Eukaryota; Metazoa; Arthropoda; Insecta; Psocodea; Pediculidae. Gene Ontology annotation, molecular function: semaphorin receptor binding; chemorepellent activity. The record is from RefSeq and is a predicted model, not a curated record. Gene Ontology annotation, biological process: positive regulation of cell migration; semaphorin-plexin signaling pathway; neural crest cell migration. The transcript has 5 exons.
AUGGAUGAAGUUGUAAUUCAUCAAUGCUUCAUCGAAAACGUCAACGCGAUUAUUCAUUUGUUUGGGAGCAUUCAAGAAUUUACAUGUGGAAAAUUGUAUUACAGAACAUUUUAUUUAGAUGAAAAAAGGAAUUCCCUUUACGUUGGAGCCAUGGACAAAUUAUUCAAAUUGAAAUUGAAUUCCAUAAGUCAUUCAAGCUGUGAGAGAGAUUCACUUUCAUUAGAACCGUCAGACGUUGGUAACUGCGUGUCAAAAGGAAAAUCUGAGUAUUUCGACUGUAGAAAUCACGUUAGAGUAAUUCAAGCCAUAGGUGACGGUUCUCGUUUUUAUGUAUGCGGUACGAAUGCUCAUAAUCCAAAGGAUUGGGUUAUUUAUGUAAGUUUGAAUUAUCUCAUUUUUUAUUUAUUUAUUAUUUUUUUUUUUCUUAAAAAAUUUAAAUUCCGAGUCGCGAACACAAGAAAAAGAAAUUUUAUAGGGGCAAAAUAG